Messenger RNA from Aureobasidium subglaciale EXF-2481, 543 nucleotides. RefSeq lists its product as uncharacterized. The transcript has a single exon. Gene Ontology annotation, molecular function: cysteine-type deubiquitinase activity. The record is from RefSeq and is a predicted model, not a curated record. The annotation marks the transcript as partial. NCBI's taxonomy places the organism in Eukaryota, Fungi, Ascomycota, Dothideomycetes, Dothideales, Saccotheciaceae. Gene Ontology annotation, biological process: protein deubiquitination.
CGCCGCGCCGCUGAGCAAGAAGCUCUUAUCGCAUCUGCCGCCGAAGAAGCACAAGACAUCCCGAACCUCAAAGCAGUCGAGCGCGAGAGCAUGCUGAAGCAAUUCGCUACUCGCAAGCUGGCCGAGAAGGAGAUCCGCGCCGAUGGUCAUUGUCUAUACUCUGCCGUCGCCGAUCAACUCGAACAACUAGGCAUGCCUUUGGGAGCUGCUCCUUCCGAAUCCCCCGAUGUUGCUAGCACAUUGGAGCCAUACAAGAUUGUACGACAAGCCGCUGCCGAGUACAUCGAAUCGCAUCCCAUGGAUUUUGCGCCCUUCUUGGAGGAGCCGCUCGAUUACUACAUCUACAAGAUCAAAAACACUGGAGAGUGGGGUGGUCAGCUCGAGUUGAUGGCUCUAGCCAAGAAAUACGGCGUCGCUAUCAGCGUGCUGCAAGGUGAUGGCAGAGUCGAAGAGAUCAACCCAGAGGGCGAUGCCGAGGAUAAGCAGUUGUGGCUGGCAUACUACAGACAUGGCUUUGGUCUGGGAGAGCAUUACAACUCGCUG